Molecule: messenger RNA, 1698 nt
Organism: Pediculus humanus corporis (human body louse)
Lineage: Eukaryota; Metazoa; Arthropoda; Insecta; Psocodea; Pediculidae
Product: Orphan nuclear receptor TR4, putative
Exons: 9
Coding region: 1-1698 (565 amino acids)
Biological process (GO): anatomical structure development; regulation of transcription by RNA polymerase II; cell differentiation
Molecular function (GO): RNA polymerase II cis-regulatory region sequence-specific DNA binding; nuclear receptor activity; zinc ion binding
Source: RefSeq, a predicted model, not a curated record
AUGACUGCAAAAUAUAGAAGCAAUGAUUUAGAAGCUGAUAUUAAAAUGGAGCAGCCGCCUCUUAACUGUGCUAUUAAAAUGGAGCAACCUCAUCUUAACUAUGGUAUUAAAAUGGAACAAGCUCUUGAUUUAAAUAUUUCUUCUGGUCUAAAGGUGGAGCAAGCCUUAGAUUUAAAUAUGUCAUCUAAUCUAAAAAUUGAACAGGCCAUGGAUUUAAAUAUGAGCUCGGACAAAGUGAGAUCUCUUUGUUUAGCCGUCGAAUUAUGUGUUGUUUGCGGUGACAGGGCUUCAGGAAGACAUUAUGGAGCCAUCAGUUGUGAAGGAUGUAAAGGUUUUUUUAAAAGGUCUAUAAGAAAACAGUUAGGUUAUCAAUGUAGAGGUACAAAAAAUUGUGAAGUAACCAAACAUCAUAGGAAUAGAUGUCAAUAUUGCAGAUUGCAAAAAUGUUUAGAGAAAGGAAUGAGAAGUGAUUCUGUACAACAUGAGAGAAAACCAAUCAGUGAAAAAAAUUCACGAGAUCUAUCCAGUUUGAUUGCUUCAAACAAUAAUUCUCAACCCUUUUUGCCUACUGAUAUUAAUUCUAAAAUUUACUUAAGAAAGGAUUUAGAAAAUGCACCAAGUGCCUUUGCUGCGGCCUUUGGAUUGGCUGAUUUAGGUCUUUUGACUGCGACAACUUUGGGCAAAUCUUCAUGUAAGUUUAUUGAAAUACAUCUUCUAAUUAAAUAUAAUAUGUUUGUACAUUUAGGCAAUGAAAUUGUUAAAAGGGAAUCUCCCCAUAUGAGCGAUGAGGAAGAUUCGGCUGAAAGUGAUGUGAACGAGGAAUCAGGAGAUGCAUUAUCCUGGGCCCGAGAAAAAACUUUAAAGGAAUCUUUAGAUUUAUUGUCUAAAUUAUUAAACGAGAAUUAUAAUGCUAAUGAAAGUGCAACGGAAGAAGAUAGAAAGCCUUUAGAUUGUGAUGAAAGCCUUCUUCAAGAUUACCAUUCAACUUUUAAUUUACAAACUCCUAGUCCUGUUCCUGUACACUUAAAUGUGCAUUACGUUUGUGAAAGUGCUUGCAGAUUAUUAUUUCUUUCUAUCCAUUGGGCAAGAAGUAUCAGUGCUUUUCAAAAUUUAAGCCACGAUCUUCAAGUUGCUCUUGUUCGACGAUGUUGGCCAGAGCUUUUUGCUCUCGGUCUUUCUCAAUGUUCACAAAUUCUUCCUCUUAGAGCAAUGCUUGCUCCUAUAAUAGCUUACCUGAGAACGGCUGUGACUCAAGACACAAUGGCUGCUCAGAGAUUAAUUGAUAUUACCGAUCACAUCUUCAAGCUACACGAAUACGUUACCAGAAUGGUAAGUCUUCAAAUAGACAACCAUGAAUAUGCUUACUUAAAAGCUUUAGUAUUAUUCAGUUGGCAUUUGCCUGGACUACCAUUAGCACUUAAAAGGCAAAUCGAUCGAUUGCAAGAGAAAGCAUUGCAAGAAUUGAAAAGCUACGUGGCUAAAAAUAAUUCAGAGGAAGACAACAGAUCGUCUAAAUUGUUGCUGAGGCUUUUACCGUUGAGGUUUUUACAACCUCAAAUAAUGGAGGAAUUAUUUUUUGCCGGAUUGAUUGGAAAUGUUCAAAUCGAUAGCGUUAUACCAUACAUAUUAAGAAUGGAAGCAGACGAAUAUAGAGUCAGUUUAUUAAAUGAACAGGCUAGUCAAGGAUUCGAAACCUAA